Messenger RNA from Ochotona princeps (American pika), 668 nucleotides. Its product is annotated as proline-rich protein 2-like. The record is from RefSeq and is a predicted model, not a curated record. The coding region runs from base 1 to 582 and encodes 193 amino acids. The transcript is spliced from 2 exons. Lineage: Eukaryota; Metazoa; Chordata; Mammalia; Lagomorpha; Ochotonidae.
AUGCAGCCCCUCACCACGUGCCGAGCGCCGGCGCGGGCCUUCCCCUCCCCGCGCGGCCGCCGCCUCCUGUGGGCGGAGAAGCCCGGGCCGCGCGGCCUCGCCCGCCCCCUCCCUCCCGUCGGAAUUCGCAGCCUCCGCCGCUCCUUCCAUCCCCCCCAACACGGCCACCAGCGGCCUCCGGCCGGGCAGGAGGGACAAGCUGGGGGGCGUCGGGCACCAACCUUGGGCCCGAUCCGCCGCAUUUCGGCCGCCUCCCAUCCCCUCGCGGCGUCGGCGUCGUCGCCGCCGCCGACUCCUCACAACACCCAGACGCCGCCGCGGCCUCCCUCCCCUCCGCGCGGAGGAGCCGGCCCCGAUCCGUUACCGGCGGCUAGUAUGGAGAGCCAGGCGGCCGGAGCUGCGCAGGCAGUGACUCAGGGCGGCAGCGGCGGCGGGAGGAGCAGGAGGCGGCGCCGCGAGCAGAUGGCGCUAAAAAAGACCCGAGAGCCCGCCGCUCGCGCUCAUAUACAAUUAGCGUCAGCACGUAGGGCCGGCUCCACCGCCCUCCCCCUGGCCUCGUCGUCUCCUAGCAACGCCAGCUAGAGGCGGGCCCAGGCCGGGUUGCCUGGUAACGGAACCGCCCUUCUUCCUCAGCGACCUAGACACUCUAGCUCCGAGCUCUUCCUGCU